AUGGAGGGCGUUGAAGCAGAGGCAGAGAGUAGUGAUAAUGGGGUUUUUAAGGAGAUAGAAGAACAUGAAGACCAUCAGAAAUUGGUUAUGCUUUUCGAGCAGGCCGAGACGGUAGAGAUUGCCGAAGUUAUUUACACUAGGGAGACUGAUCAGAGUUGUGGGUUUGGGUUUAUAACGUUAAGCACUGUUGAAGAAGCUGAAAAGAGAGAGAAAACGGAGUUCCGGAUCCGCUACUGUCAAUGUCUGGAGAAUUAUCCUUUAGCAAUGCUGCUGGCAAUUAGGAGCGGGGAUUUCAGAAAAAGGGGGCCAAUUUCCAGAGAUUUCACUGCAGCAUUGGGCUCCCAAGGUGAGGGAAAAGAGGUUUUGAAAUUUGAAUCUCGAUCUCAGUUAUCGGCAACUAAUUGA
Messenger RNA from Juglans microcarpa x Juglans regia, 405 nucleotides. RefSeq names its product 30 kDa ribonucleoprotein, chloroplastic-like. Lineage: Eukaryota; Viridiplantae; Streptophyta; Magnoliopsida; Fagales; Juglandaceae. Gene Ontology annotation, cellular component: cytosol. The transcript is spliced from 3 exons. Gene Ontology annotation, molecular function: mRNA binding. Bases 1 to 405 code for a protein of 134 amino acids. The record is from RefSeq and is a predicted model, not a curated record.